GUGUGUGUGUGUGUGUGUGUGUAGAGUGUGGGGUGUGUUUAUUACAGUAGAAGGCUGGUCUUGUCCUGAAGCUAUAAAUGACCCGCAGCUCCUCGAGACUGAAGGAGAUCAUCGACAGACACACACACACAGAGGAGGAACUUCAUUCAGUGUGUGUUUCAUACAGUUGCUGAUCUGUGAGUGUGUGAGUGUGAUGAUGAGCGUCUCGCUGUGUGCUGCGCUCCUGGUGUGUCUGUGUGUGUGUGUGAGCGAGAGCUGCACCUGUUUUCCAGCUCAUCCACAGGAGUUAUUCUGCAGUUCUUCGUUAGUGAUGCGAGCUGAGGUAACUGGGAAGAAGAUCUUACCAGGAGAGAUAAAUACAGAGGGCAUGGAAGUUGUUCAAUAUGACAUCAAAGUGAGAAAGGUGUUCAAAGGUUCUUCUGACAGAAUAAAGAAAAUCAAGCAUGCCUCUACAUUGGAGAUAAUGUGUACGGCCAUACUGGGUCACGGCCAGUAUCUGCUUUCAGGAUAUAUGGACAGUUAUGACAGACUCUCCAUUUCAAUGUGCGACCUCAUUGUGCGCUGGGACAGUCUCUCCUUAAUGCAGAAGAACAACAUCAAAUACAGAUAUCAGAAGGGCUGUGACUGCAAGAUCUCCAUCUGCACUCGCCAGCCCUGUCAGCCCAGCUCUGAGAGCGAGUGUGUGUUGGACGACUGGUCUUACUCGCGGUCAGAGCCACUUCUUGAGGCCGCCUGCGUCAGACACACCGACGGCUCCUGCAGCUGGGACACAGGAACGGCCAAAAACCACACACACACACACGCCUGACGUCUGCAAACCACACACACACACACACACACACUGAGUCUGAGUGGAAAACAAACUGCUUGAUGCUGAUCGACUCUGAACACAAGCAAGGCCUUUAACCUCCUGCAACCACCCAGAAUACUUUGCAUCAG
Rhinichthys klamathensis goyatoka is the source of this 939-nucleotide messenger RNA. Its product is annotated as metalloproteinase inhibitor 2-like. Lineage: Eukaryota; Metazoa; Chordata; Actinopteri; Cypriniformes; Leuciscidae. The record is from RefSeq and is a predicted model, not a curated record. The coding region runs from base 194 to 808 and encodes 204 amino acids. The transcript is spliced from 6 exons. Gene Ontology annotation, molecular function: protease binding; metalloendopeptidase inhibitor activity. Gene Ontology annotation, cellular component: extracellular matrix. Gene Ontology annotation, biological process: negative regulation of membrane protein ectodomain proteolysis; negative regulation of endopeptidase activity.